UCUAUGGUGUCACGUUGGUGGCUUUUCGAACUAGCUUUUCGACGACAGUUACUUCUGUAGCCAGUCAGAAUACGCGUGGAUGCAUCUCACACUCUCCGACAUGAAAAUCACUGUUAAAUAACUUGAAUAUGAUAUAGUUUAUGGCUUAUGUAGUUUAGUUCUAGCUUACCUUUCAAUUUAUCGUCGUCCGUCAUCUAGAGCGACAAAGUUCAUCGUGAUGUGGCUGGUACUCUGCUCCUGGGUGACAGCGGCCAUUCUAGCCAGUGGCUCCACUGCCGUCGGGGUGAGGCCAUGCAGGCCCGCCUACUGGUACACCCGCAACGGUGUCAUUCACACUGCUUGCCAGCCACGCAAUCGCAACUGCACCAUACUCAUACGGGGCCUGUCAUACCGCGACAAGAAUGAGUUCCUGCGGCGCCACAACAAACUACGCAGUAAAGUAGCCACUGGCCGGCUCAGGGGCUUCAAGCAAGCCGCGAACAUGUACGAACUGGAGUGGGACGACGAAUUGGCCGAAGUGGCGCAGGCUUUGGCCGAUCAGUGCGGCGACAUGGUGCAUGAUAAAGCGGAUGCCAGGUUCACAAGUAAUUUCAAGGUCACUGGCCAAAACUUAGCAUCUGAGCGCCGCUCGAAUGAAGUUCGCAAGAUGGACGGCCUCCGUUUUGUGGAUACCUGGUUUAAGGAGCAUCGCGAUUACCCGCCCUCCCAAGUGAAGCACUUCCUGCCGAAUUUCAGCCGGCGGCCUACCGGUCACUUUACUCAGAUGAUAUGGGCAGACACGCAGUACCUUGGCUGUGGGUUCACCAUGUUUCGCAUGAAAGGUGACUUCGAUGCUAUGCCAUACCAAAAACACUACGUCUGCAACUAUGGUCAUAGCGGCAACAUCAAAGGCAGGCCCGUGUACAUGGAGGGCCCCACGUGCAGUCGCUGCCCGGUGGGAUCACGCUGCGUCAAACGGACCGGCCUGUGCAGGGCGCGCAAGCGGAACCAACGCGCCCUCGGCCGACCGAGAAGUAAGCCACGUGCCCGCCCACAAAACAGCGGGCUGGCUGCUGGCCGCAUGCGGCAGCAACACAUCGCUAUGUGUGCUGCGAAAGGCGGCCGCAAGUGCUGAACUCGGCGAGCGACUGUGCGGAGACCGUGUAAUCACAAAUAAAUAAAUAAAUAAAUAAAUAAAUA
This is a messenger RNA of Rhipicephalus microplus (southern cattle tick), 1179 nucleotides long. RefSeq names its product scoloptoxin SSD976. Gene Ontology annotation, cellular component: extracellular region. The record is from RefSeq and is a predicted model, not a curated record. NCBI's taxonomy places the organism in Eukaryota, Metazoa, Arthropoda, Arachnida, Ixodida, Ixodidae.